AUGUCGCCUUUGCCAGUCAUUAGCUGUGGCAGCACCGAUCCCCGGGUUUUCAACGCUGUCAAACCUCUUUACUUACCUGAGUACGAAAUUAUACAUAAUGUCACCAGCAGCACCUCCGGAGCGGUCGAAAUUCCCCUCUUGCUGCAAGGGCUAGCCCCUCCCAUUGCUGAAGAGCACAACUGGGGCAACAUGGACUAUUCCAAGCCACCCGUGGCUGUCUUCGCAGGGGCUCUGUACGGCGAUAGGGAAAUCGACGAGAUGCGCCAGGGGUGUAAAGGGCUCAGUUCUGUGCCUUGGUUAAAGAUGGAUAUGACCGUGCCCAGACCGCCGCUAGGACCGGGCUAUGCGGAACAUGUCGUGCAGAGGAUCAAAGCAUGUAUGAAGAAGAUCGAAGCUGAGAAAAUGCUAGAACAAGAUGGCGUGUGGCUUUAUUGA
Messenger RNA from Penicillium arizonense, 435 nucleotides. RefSeq lists its product as uncharacterized. NCBI's taxonomy places the organism in Eukaryota, Fungi, Ascomycota, Eurotiomycetes, Eurotiales, Aspergillaceae. Bases 1 to 435 code for a protein of 144 amino acids. The record is from RefSeq and is a predicted model, not a curated record. The transcript is spliced from 2 exons.